Molecule: messenger RNA, 606 nt
Organism: Seminavis robusta
Lineage: Eukaryota; Bacillariophyta; Bacillariophyceae; Naviculales; Naviculaceae
Source: the annotation of a GenBank genome assembly
AUGAUGACAGAUGCGCACGCUCCGGUGCCAUGCCUGGCAAACAAUCCACUUCCAGCAGCUCCGGCUCCGUUCCAUGACUUUGCGCGUGUCAGCACUCCUGCCUUUGUUCAACCAACAACAACACCUCCUCCUCCGGCUCCAGCAGCUGCGCAACCUGCAGCCGCCCCGACAACCGCCCAGCCUUUCAAUACUUGGAUGGCCAGUGGACCAGUUUUUGCCGCUUUGGCUCAGUUUAGUGCUGCUGCACCUGCCAUGGCUAAUCCUGCAACGGAACAGCAACAACAAGCUGUAGCCGCACCGAGACCAACUUUUGUCAAUGCCAAACAGUACCGACGCAUUCUGAAACGGAGAGAAGCACGAGCAAAGCUGGAAGAGUACUAUCGACAAAAACGAGCCAGAAAAGCAGUCCAGGAAGCCAAAGACCCAAAGCCCUACAUGCAUGAGUCAAGACACCGGCAUGCCAUGAAGCGUCCUCGGGGUCCAGGAGGUCGUUUCCUCACCAAGGCCGAGCUAGUUGAUUACUACAAGAAACACCCAGAACACGAUCCAUCCAACCAGAAGGAUCUAAAUGAGCACCCCAAGAGACCCCGCGAAAACGAGCAAUAA